UUCUUCUUGUUUUUAAAGGCGAAGAAGAACAAAAAAGAAGAAACCCCAUCCUCUUCUUUUCUCUCAUCUUCUCCUCCAUUUCUGAAAUCAAUCAGAACCCGUGAAGGAAGCUCAAACUCUCUCUCUCUCUCUGCAACAUUCUUAGCUAACGACAUUCUAAAGCUCAAGAAAAUACAAUUCCUAUUCUCAGAUGGCCAUUCAGUGACCAAUCAACCAAACCAAAUGUUGUCUUUCUUUCACUCCAUUAUAUCACUUUCUUUACUCUGUUUUCUUGUAACCAUAUCUUCCUCUACUAGUACUGAAUUCGACUUUGGUACAUUAACUCUAAGCAACUUGAAGCUCCUCGGCGACGCUCAUUUAAACAAUGGCAGCGUCCGUCUCACUCGUGACCUUCCCGUCCCCAAUUCCGGGGCUGGCAAAGUUCUUUAUUCUAAGCCAAUUCCUUUCAGGCAACCUGAAACUCGCUCUAUUACGAGUUUCUCUACUUUUUUCUCUUUCUCGGUUACUAAUCUAAACCCAUCUUCUAUCGGUGGCGGUCUUGCAUUUGUCAUUUCUCCUGAUUCUGAAGCUAUUGGUGCUGCUGGUGCUUGUCUUGGAUUACUCAACUCUGAUGGGCUUGGUUCUGGGUUCGUUGCGCUUGAGUUUGAUACGCUUAUGGAUGUUGAGUUUAAAGAUAUUAACGGAAACCAUGUGGGUUUGGAUCUAAACAGCAUGGUUUCUACUCAGAUGGCUGAUUUGGAUGCUGUAAGUAUUGAUCUCAAAAGUGGUGAUCUUGUUAAUGUUUGGAUCGAGUAUGAUGGUACUAAUCGUGCUAUCAAUGUCUCUGUUUCUUACUCCAAUCUUAAACCUAAAGAAUCGGUUUUAUCACUUAGUCUUGAUCUUGAUCAGUAUGUUAAUGACUUUAUGUAUGUUGGCUUCUCUGGUUCAACACAAGGGAGUACAGAGAUUCAUAGUAUUGAAUGGUGGAGUUUUACUUCUUCUUUCGAUUCAAGUUUUGGUUCUGGGUCUUCUUCUCCGCCGCCUCCAACGACUAAUUUGAUGAACCCAACGGCUAAUUCUGUUAAGUCACCACCGCCAUCAUUGGCACCUACCGGUUCUGACUCAAUUACCAGUGCUCAAGAAAAGAAUAGCAAGUCUUCUUCUUCCUGUCAUAACCAGCUCUGUAAACAAGGUCCAGGUGCUGUUGCUGGUGUUGUUACUGCUAGUGCUUUUCUAGUCAUUUUUGCUGGUGUUCUUAUCUGGGUCUUCUCUAAAAAGUAUAAGCGUGUAAAGAAAGAGUCUUUUGCAUCUGAGGUAAUUAAGAUGCCAAAAGAAUUCAGUUACAAAGAGCUUAGAUCAGCUACGAGGUGUUUUAAUGCUAACAGAAUUAUUGGUCAUGGAGCAUUUGGGACUGUUUACAAGGGUAUAUUGUCAGAGACUGGUGACAUUGUAGCAGUGAAGAGAUGUAGUCAUAGUAGUCAAGGAAAGACUGAAUUUUUGUCCGAAUUGUCAAUAAUUGGUACUCUUAGACAUAGAAAUCUUGUAAGGCUUCAAGGAUGGUGUCAUGAGAAAGGUGAAAUCUUGUUGGUUUACGAUUUAAUGCCUAACGGAAGCCUUGAUAAAGCAUUGUUUGAAGCAAGAACGCCUUUGCCUUGGCCACAUAGGAGAAAGAUUUUACUUGGUGUUGCUUCUGCUUUGGCAUAUUUGCAUCAAGAAUGUGAGAAUCAGGUGAUUCAUAGAGAUAUUAAGACUAGCAACAUUAUGUUAGAUGAAGGAUUUAAUGCAAGAUUAGGAGAUUUUGGUUUGGCUAGACAAAUUGAGCAUGAUAAAUCGCCAGAUGCAACAGUAGCAGCAGGUACAAUGGGAUAUUUAGCUCCUGAAUAUUUACUAACAGGAAGAGCUACGGAGAAAACGGAUGUGUUUAGUUAUGGGGCUGUGGUUCUUGAAGUAGGUAGUGGAAGAAGACCGAUCGAGAAAGAGACCACUGGGGUUGGAAAAGUUGGAGCUAAUAGUAAUUUGGUAGAAUGGGUGUGGAGUCUACACAGAGAAGGGAGAUUAUUAGUGGCGGCUGAUUCAAGACUCGAAGGUGAGUUUGAUGAGAACGAAAUGAGAAGGGUUCUACUGGUCGGGUUAGCUUGCUCGCACCCUGACCCACUGGCCAGACCCACAAUGAGAAAUGUGGUCCAAAUGCUGGUGGGUGAAGCUGAGGUCCCUAUUGUCCCAAGAGCAAAACCAACAAUGAGUUUCAGCACUUCACAUCUGCUGUUGAGCUUGCAAGAUAGUGUAUCAGACUGUAAUGGCAUGAUCACCAUAUCAACUUCUUCAUCAGAAAGUGGCUUCAAUAUUGGCGGUGAUGAGAUAGUUUGAUCCUGAGGGGGGUGGAAUUUUCCACAAAACCUUUUUUGUUUUAUUGACCCGUAAUUAUAUAAUUAUUAUAUUCAUUUAAUGUAUCUAUUUAACACAAUAACCUCAAUUAUUGAAUGUAAUCACAAGACUGUUAGGAACAAGUAAUGUGUUAAUUUUA
Ricinus communis (castor bean) is the source of this 2503-nucleotide messenger RNA. RefSeq names its product L-type lectin-domain containing receptor kinase VIII.1. Gene Ontology annotation, cellular component: plasma membrane. Bases 223 to 2346 code for a protein of 707 amino acids. The transcript has a single exon. Gene Ontology annotation, biological process: protein phosphorylation. The record is from RefSeq and is a predicted model, not a curated record. Gene Ontology annotation, molecular function: ATP binding; carbohydrate binding; protein kinase activity. NCBI's taxonomy places the organism in Eukaryota, Viridiplantae, Streptophyta, Magnoliopsida, Malpighiales, Euphorbiaceae.